Messenger RNA from Phodopus roborovskii (desert hamster), 1350 nucleotides. Its product is annotated as gametogenetin-binding protein 1. Lineage: Eukaryota; Metazoa; Chordata; Mammalia; Rodentia; Cricetidae. Bases 91 to 1134 code for a protein of 347 amino acids. The transcript has 6 exons. The record is from RefSeq and is a predicted model, not a curated record.
AACUCCUAGAAGUUUCCAACUGGAGGUUUCUAUUAGCAGUUGGUCCUGGGCUGGCUGCCAUGACUUCUUCCUGAGUCAGGGUCCCUCAGGAUGGCGGCCCAGGCUCGGACCCCUCGGUCAAGGUCACGAAUCUUGGGCUGCUCCUCUGUGUUGCGCUUUCUCCGAAACCUGGUGGGGAGCAAGGGUGGUUCUAACAAGUCCCUGACCAGGAGCUGGCCCAGCCCCUCCCAGGAGCAGGAUGGUGUCUCCCCAAGGAUGGGCCGCAAGGGAGGUCGUGGGAGGAGGGAGCCCCAGCUACAGGCCACGGUACCCAAGGUCCUCUCUGCAGCCCCCUCAAACCUGCCCCUGCAUGAUGCCUUUGGCCUGGGCACUGGGGACAUGGGAUCCCAGACUCUCAACUCCAAGGAUGCCCUGAAGCUGAGGGCCCAGGGUGUAGAGGUGUCAUCAGUCCCCACCAGAAAAACCAGGGAGGUUCUGGGUCACCUGUCUGAGAAGAAAGGAAAGGAGGAAGAGUCAGCAGGGGCCUCAGGGGCCUCAGGGGACUCAGACAGGGAACACUUUGCCCAGGCCCUCGAGGCAGAACAAGGAUCCCUGCAGUGGGUCUCAGGACCGCUGGCACUCACCCCUGGGGCCUUCAUCAAAGAGGAAGAGGAGGGGCACUGCCUAAUUGAGAUUGGAGACCUCCGGUUGGCCUCUUGCAAGGCGGGGUCCACCCCGUGGAACUAUCUCCUUGGCUUGUACAAGCACCUGCAGAAGUCAGCCAUGACCAAGGCUCAGAGACCAGGUGUACCUCAGUUUCCUCUCAAGGAUGGCUUGUCCCAUGAGGAGAAAGGGGAGAGAGAAGAAGUGGAGGAGGACAGCUACCUCAAGCUGUGUGCCCCACAUGUUGCCACCUUCCAGUCUCCACUGCAGAAGACUUUUAGGUCCACAGAUACUGUGGGUUUCGUGGAGUCGGAGCUGAAGAAGAUUCUGGCAGUGCAAAGAGAGUCCCGCCUCUGGAAGGUGGGCAGCCCAGAAGGCCGGGAGCUGCUGACCCGGCCAGACAUCACUCUGGAGGAAGCAGGCAUGGUAGACGGCCAGCACCUGCUCCUGGAGGAGAUGGAUGAGAUGGGGAACUGGCCUCCUCCGGAGUGAGGCCUGUGCCAGCAGGAGCCCACUGCGCCCAUACCCCUGGGACACCAGUCCAGCAUGUGUCUCUUCCUGGGACACAUCCAAGGAGUCCCUGUGGCCCUGGGCUUUGGGAUCAGCAGCAUCCUGUGUGUGUGUGUGUGUGGUGGGCCUGCCCAGCACUGUACCUACACAUCAGACUCCGGUAGAUGAUGUUAUUAAUAAAAGCCUAGUUUGUCAUUA